Molecule: messenger RNA, 210 nt
Organism: Charadrius vociferus (killdeer)
Lineage: Eukaryota; Metazoa; Chordata; Aves; Charadriiformes; Charadriidae
Product: T-cell acute lymphocytic leukemia protein 2-like
Exons: 2
Coding region: 1-210 (69 amino acids)
Source: RefSeq, a predicted model, not a curated record
AUGCCGCUCGCUCUCGGCAAGCGUGGCGUUGUGUCGGAGGUGUUCAGAGAGCAGGCCGUGGCAGCACGGGGAAGCAUCCUGGGUCUCUUCCAGCAAGCCCCACACUUGCAAAGUAUGGAAGAGCUGACUUUGAUUGAAAACUGUGGUGUCUCCUCUCCUGGCAUGAGCAGCAAUAUAGUAGAGUGUUGGUCAGAGACAUCAUCUCCCUAG